AUGAGGCCGCUGAAGCCAUGGGUUUUCGGCGCCAUCGGCGCUUGGCUCUCCUGGCGUCAAUUCGCAUUCACCGCCCAAGAGGUGAAAGCGCCGGAGGACUGGCGCAAGGGCCCCGGGGUGUCCCGGGACCAGCGCUGGAGCUUCUGGCCCGCGCUGCCCAUCGCGCCCUACGAGCGCCGCCUCACCAAGCGCUACGAGGUGGUGCCAGGUGAGCUCUGGACUUUCGAGCAAAAGCAGGGCAUUCUGUACAUCCACGUGCCCAUCCGCAUGACCGUGUACCGCAUGCAGAGCAGACGUGCGCUCUUUGUAUAUGCGCCGGUGGCUCCCACUGACGAGUGCAUUCGACUGCUCAGGGAACUUGAGGAACAGUACGGUGAAGUGGCCUACAUUGUGCUUCCCACGGUCGCAGUGGAGCACAAGUACUUCGUGGGGCCCUUCUCACAGCGAUUCCCAAAGGCCCAGGUCUGGGUGUGUCCGGGGCAGUUCUCGGUGCCGCUGCAGCUGCCGCUGCAGCUGUUGGGCUUCCCCUGGGGCGAGCGCCUCCGGAGUCUCGGAGCCGACCGCACUCCAGAUGACUGGAAGGAUGAAGGGCUGGACUUCCGAGUGCUGGGGCCCGUGGGCAAAGACCUGAACAACGGGCCCUUCGCAGAGGCAGCCUUCUACAUUGGUCGGCUUCGCACCAUGCUGGUCACCGACUUGGUGGUCUCUGUGCCCGACACUGCGCCCGAGAUCGUGGCGGAGGAGCCACGGGCCUUAGCCUUCCACGCGCGGGACGACGCUUCCUCGCGCCUGGAGCUGUCGGAAGAGUCGCUGCUCCGUGGAUGGCGUGCGGGGGCCGAGCGAGCGGCGAGCGAGGUGCGGGUUUUGCGGGCGCCGCAUCCGUAG
Messenger RNA from Effrenium voratum, 885 nucleotides. NCBI's taxonomy places the organism in Eukaryota, Dinophyceae, Suessiales, Symbiodiniaceae. The record is from the annotation of a GenBank genome assembly.